AUGGCCUGCCAAGAGUUUGACAUUGACGUCCAGGUGUCGGCAGAUUACCGGCGCUUCAAGGCUCUUCCGCGCGCCUGCUGCCCCCAGCCCUUCUUUCGGGCUCGGAAGAGGAAGAGAGAGGAGGCGGCGACAAGCAAUCGGCUCUCUUCUGAGACCCUGCCCGCGGAGCAAGCGAGGCUUCUCCAGAGCCUUGCCAAAGAUGCCCAGCAGAGGCCGGAACAUGAAAAUUGCACGGAAUGCUGCGUGAAGCGCAAUCACGCAUCGCCUCCUGUUUCCGAGGAAUUCAUGAGCGGCAGGUCCACAGAGGAGGCUCUCGCAGGUGGCUUUCUGCUGCCUGAAUCCACCUCCUGGCUCCAGGAUGACAUCUUCAGCUCUCCUGAUGGACUCCGAAGCGCUGGCCUCGUGCCGCCCGGUGGUUUUGCCGCGGCCGUGGUCGAUCCCCCCUGGCAGAGCAAGAGUCGAGGAGUCCGCUACCAGAAGUGCCAGUCGGAUGAGCUCCCACAGCUGCGCUUGGGAGAGCUCUUGGCUCCCGGCGGCCUUUGUGCCUUAUGGGUGACUAACGAUCCGAAGAAGCAGGCAUUUGUGUCGGAGAAGCUCUUCCCUGAGUGGGGGCUUCGUGAAGUUGCAUGCUGGAUAUGGAUCAAGGUGACCAACGAUGGCGAACCAGUCCUCCCCUUUGGCGCAGAUCGGCCACGGCUUCCCUUUGAGAAAGUGCUGGUGGCCAGGAGGCCUUUGGAGGAAAACGAUGGCGUCCAGGAUCCCACCGACCGGAUCUUUACGGCCGUGCCUGGGGCGCACAGCCAGAAACCCUUCCUGGAUGACUUCCUUCCCGCUGGGCCGAAACUCGAGGUCUUCGCCCGGAACUUGCGUCCCGGUUGGACAUCCUGGGGCCGGAAGCAAGACUCGUCUAAGAAGGAGCGUCCUCGAGAUGACACGCCGGACGUUGCCGAGUACCUGAUGCAAUGUGUAUGCAGUGACCAACUCAACAUACAGCUCAAGGGGGUCCUGUGCAUCAAACACAUCGCAAUGGAGGAUGUCACGUUUCAGAACUAUCUUUUGGCAUGCCCCGGCGCCUUGAAGAUCCUCGAAGACAUCGCGGCGCCUCCAAUCGUUCCCCAGGCGAGGGCUAUCGAGCCCCAGGAAGUCCGGACGGUCCGCGACGCGACGAAGACGGCCCUGGAGGCUAUUCGGACACCCCACAGCGUGGAGAAGUCGACCGCAGGUGCUUCCCUGAAAGCGCGAUGCCAGGCCGCUUCGGAAGAGGAGUUUGUGGACUCAGGUUGGAACCGCGUAAAAGGACAAGCAUUUUUCGACCUCCGCGCAGCCGAGCAAAGGUUUGCGGAGCUAGAUGGUGGCCAACAUGCCUCCAUGAUUAUCGGCCCUGGUGGCAGCACCAUCAGAUACUAUGGGACAAGAGGAGAGGUUCAGUUGCAAAUGGAGGAACACUGGGAGGAACAUUUCAAGGGGGCGAGAGGCUUGGAAGCUCUGAACAAAGCACGGAAAGGCACCGAGGUCAAGGAGGUCAAGGAGUUGGCUUCUCGGGCAUCGCAGAUGGAGUGCACCCUGCCGGGUCAGGUGCAGGAAGCCUUGGGACAAGCCACGGGCAAGCAGCUGAUGUACAUGUGUGCGAAGGGGCAUGGCUUGCGAGUCCAAGCAAGACGGGGAGCCGUCUGCGAUGUUUGCCAUCAAAAAGGCACGGCAUACUCAUGUUCUGCCGGGUGCAACUGGGACGCGUGCAAGCGCUGCGCAACAAUCCCAAACCAGGCAGAUGCGGGCAAGCAGCUUCAGGAGGCUGAUCCGGCGAGGGCCAGGGCAGAGGCGAACCGCGAGGAGGCAGCGGCAGCGGCUGAGGCCAAGAGAAAGGAGGCUGAGGCAGCAGCUGCAGAGGCUAGGCGCCAAGAGGAGAUUGACGCCAGCAAGGCAGAUGGGGGCAAGCAGCUGGCCCUCACGUGUCCGAAGGGACAUUGCUUGCAAAAGCAGCGAAUACGAAAACGGCUCUGCGAUGUGUGCCGAAUGAAUAAUCCGGAUUACCAAUGCUCUGUCGGAUGCGCAUGGGGUGCUUGUCUGAGCUGCGUUAAGGAGGCUGAUCGGGUAGCAGCUGAGAGGGCCUGGGCAGAGGCGAACCCCGAGGAGGCAGCGGCAGCGGCUGAGGCCAAGAGACAGGAGGCUGAGGCAGCAGCUGCGGAGGCCAGGCGCCGAGAGGAGAUAGAGGCGAAUGUGCCUGGAGAACUUUCGCGGCAUUUCUUGGGAGGCUACUUUCAUGGAGAGCUGCUCACGAGCAAGCAAUACCAGGAUGAUCAUUUCGAUGAGGUGGCAUCGUACAGAUACGACUCCGAAUUGAAAGCCUCUCCAGCUUCCCUAGCUCCUGGCGAGGAACCUCCUCCAACACAUGGGCCGAUUCACGUAUGGCGGCAUGCCGUCGAUCUUCGGACGAAUGGAGAGCUUCAGGACAUCAUGGUCCUCUACCACUAUACUGGAAUGACGGGUUUCAUGAAUGUGGCAAGCCUGGAGCAGAGCAUGGCCGAGCUGCGUGCAUCCUUGGUUGAUGAGCGCGCACACUUCGGAUUUGGUAUUUAUGCCAGCCAGCACGAGCCUGCCGUAUGGGGCUCCCGCAUGCGCAUUGUGCUCAACAACUUUAGCAAUGCGAGCCCUUUCAGCGACCUCAACGGUGCAGAAGCCGAGCUGCGAAACAGGGAGUGGGGAGAUGGCAGAGGAAACGACCACCGCGGGAUGUAUUGCAUCCCCAUCCUCGUCAACCGAUCCAUGGCGUACAAUAUCUUCCAGCGGCAGACGCCUGAGUUCGCUGCAAAGACGGUUGAGGAGGGGGGCCAGCGACGCCAGAUCCGAUUGGGUGAAGACUACAAGGGCCGCCCGGUGGACCGAGAGCGAGACGUUUGGGUGCUUCGAGUCACGGAUGAUCGUGGAGAAGUCUGCAAUGGAACCGCUGAUUCGGAUCUCGUUUUGGACAUCCUCCGGGCUCACAUCAAGCGCGACAACAGGAAUUUCGUGGCAAAGUGGUACUACCAGAGCGAGCUUGCGCAGGUCUUCCAAGCACAAGGAAAUUGGCGACUGGCAAAGGAAUGUCAGGCCUGCGAGGCACACAACGCAGUGACACAUCGUGAGAUGCGGGUUCGUACCUGUGCCGUGGUGGCCUUGCGCGUGGCGGUGGAGAUUGCAACGGCUAAACUGGACAGGGUCCUUUCGAACGAUCGGGAUGGUGACGCAGUCUGUGAAAAGUUGAGCAAGGGCUUGGAGCGUUUCCCAAAAGACCACCCGGAGUAUGAUCGGAGCCGCUCCUCCAUGGCAGCUUACUUUCGAUCACGGGGCAAAGUUGCGGACGCGGAGAAGAUCAUACGAUCUGUCGCGCAGGCUUGUGGGAAGAGCCUUGGCGAAACACAUCCGCGCACGCUGUCUGCCAAGCGUGACUUGGGUAUAGUUCUCCAUGAGAUGGCUGCGACACAGGAGGCGGAAGAAGUCUUCCGGGAGGUCUUGCAGACCCGAAAUGCGCGUCUGGGCGACGACCACAUGGCCACCACUCAGAGCUGCAACGACUUGGCUUUGCUGCUGAAAGAUCUGGGGCAAGUGGCCGAGGCCGAGGAAUUGAGUCGCCGAGCGAUCCGGUCCGGUGAAAAGAGUCUGGGGAAGGAACAUCGACACGUCGUCCUGUACCGGCACAACCUUGGCCUCAUCCUGGGGAAGAAGGGCCAGUUCAAAGAGGCUUUUAGCAUCCUGAACAAAGUAAAGGAGUAUCGUUGGUUCUCUCGAGAGGAGAAAGACCUCAUGCAAAGCAACUGUGACAUGGCCGAGUUGUUGUCAGCAAGAGGGCACCAUGACGAGGCCCUGGAACAUCACACAGAAGCUUGGGCAGCACGCGAACUUGACAAAGUCAACCAGCAAAAAAUUGGCCACCCUUGGGAUCUGAAGUACCGCCACGACCGGGCUGUGAUAAGAGCAAGGAUGGGCGACCCCGAUAAAGCGCUGCGAUUCUACGUGGAAUGUGCUACAGAAAGUUGGAGGCACCAUGGCCCCACGGCUUUCUUGACGAAGCGGUAUUGCCACACCUUGGCGGAGUUUCUCAAGGAGCAGGGGGAACCGCGACAAGCAGACCUGGUGUUGGAGAAGCUUGCUUCAGAAACAGGCGUCCACCUUUUCAAUGGCCUUCAUCUCAAUUAA
Messenger RNA from Symbiodinium sp. CCMP2592, 4173 nucleotides. NCBI's taxonomy places the organism in Eukaryota, Dinophyceae, Suessiales, Symbiodiniaceae. The record is from the annotation of a GenBank genome assembly.